Carassius gibelio (silver crucian carp) is the source of this 2640-nucleotide messenger RNA. It is a transcript of the gene leng9, whose product is annotated as leukocyte receptor cluster (LRC) member 9. The transcript is spliced from 7 exons. Gene Ontology annotation, molecular function: metal ion binding. NCBI's taxonomy places the organism in Eukaryota, Metazoa, Chordata, Actinopteri, Cypriniformes, Cyprinidae. Bases 249 to 1841 code for a protein of 530 amino acids. The record is from RefSeq and is a predicted model, not a curated record.
UUAUAAAAUUUACAGUAAAUGUUACAUCCAAUAUAAACUGUAUUUUCAGAAGGUUACUAUGAUGACUUGACGUGUGUGUGUAUAAUGUAUUUGUUUAUCAAUCAUUCGCGCAGUUAGUAGGCUAACUAUGAGUCAUUUGAGCCAGAUGAUGUAAUCUUGUAUAUGUUAACAUUAACACUAACCGGUCAACUUCGAAGCAGCUAGUUUUCUGAUUCAUUGUGACUUGAGCUCUGUUGUAGCUGUCAAAUAUGGCAUCCGAGGAAAUGAGAACUGAGGAAAACCUGAAAGAGGAUUCUGACAGACAAAUCCACAUAGAUGAGAUGAAACAAGAAACUAGCCAAAACAUUUGUCAGCACUUCCUCUUGGGCAAAUGUCAUUUUGGAGACAGAUGUCGACUGUCUCACAGUGUACUUGACGUCCCUCAAACCACACACUCAGAGGAAGAUGAUUCAGCCAUCACAGAAAAGCAGAGCAAGACCCGAAAAAACAGAAAACCAAUAAAUGCAGAAAAGCAGCAUAUAAGGAAUGAGAAGGAAGUCUCAGGGUGUAAGAAAAAGCCACGCAUGCGUACAGCUGACGAUGUCAUCUCCAGAAUUAUGUGGGACUCCUCAGUGGACCCAGCUGAUUUUAUAGUCGGUCACCUGGACCGUUUCCUUGGGGUGCUGGAACGCCCAUUCUCUGACUUCUCUUGGGACACUCAGGUAUGUGACUGUGACUUCUCUGAGGAGCUGUCUAUCCCUCGUCAUAGGAUCCAGUACUUCAGCUAUAAAGGUCAGCGGUUGUGGGAUAGGGACAGUCGCACUGACAGGGUGUUCGGUUCAACAGGGCAGACUAUUUUGCCCCCUUUUGGUGGUGCGAACCAGCAACAAGACAAUUUAGCUGACACUGAACAACACGAAGAGACCUCCAACACAGCAGAUGACCAAGAGCGAGCGACUGAAUUUUCUCAAGAACAGGACGAUGGUGCCGCUACAAUUAAAACAAGCAAACGAGAACUGGGAGAUGCUGUAGAUCACUCAUUUACAGAAAAUGCUGAAGAUGAUACUUUACUUCUGCAAAAAGAACCUGCACAAGAAGACCAAAACAUGUCGGCUACCGAAGAUUUGAAGCAGUUGGCUGAGUUAUCCGUCGCUCCGAAAGAGGAACAGACUGAAAUAGUGGAAGAAUGGAAGGACAGCUGGGACGGAGAGAGGGGUACAGAAGCAGAGCCAGUAUCAUCCUUACCAAAAGAGCCUCGCUCCAACCGUCCUCCUCCACGCAAAGCCACCCACUUCAUCUGCUUCCGCGUGGACUCUCCCGCUGCUCUCCAGGCCUUUCAGCGCAUUCAGAAAAAGGUUCUCUCCCAGCUUCCUCAGUCAGAGCCGCUGUGGGUGGACCCUGCAACUUUGCACGUCACUCUUUCCUUACUUGUCCUGAAGGGCCCAGAGGAAGUCAGCGCUGCUGCUGAGCUCCUGCGUACCAUAAUCGGAAACUCCCACAAACCUCCUAUUUCUGUCUCUUUCACCCCAAAACUAAAGCACUUCAAUGGGACUGUUCUCCAUGUGGCCCCACAACCCCUCUUCGAUGUCCAGUGCCUGAAUUCCCCGCUUCAAGAAGCCUUCAAGGAGAAGGGCUGGCUACAUCGCCAUUCCCGAUGCCCAACAUACCACCUCACCCUGGCCAAAUCGAAGGAAGCCAUGAGAGAGAAGAUAUUUGAAGGGAUAGGGACUGUUAAACUAGCCAAAGAUAUCAACUUCGGGAAGCUAGAAGUAAACAAACUCUAUCUUUGUGUGAACGGUCAUUCAAACACAGAGAACGGUUUCUAUCAGGUCGUGUGUGUUGUGCAGCUGCCCAAUGUGUAAAAGUUAUCUGGUUUAUGUAUCAUCUGAACUAAGGGUUGAUAGUUACUUACUACUAUAAAUAAUUUAUAUAUUGUAAUAAAAAGAUGUAAUCAUUUACUCCUAAAAUCCUUCUUUUCCAAUCCAAUUCCAAUUUUAAAAAUGUUUACAAUAGUUUCUACAUCAUCUCUGUUGCAAUGAGAAACACUAUUCGGUUUUUAUAUCUUUAUAUUCUCUCUUCAAAAACUCUAAUUUUGGAUAAACAAGCAUUUGCAACAUUGGACAUUCUUUAUGUAUAUGUACAGUAGUCAUAUUUCAGUGUGUAAGCGAUAUUAAAUUGAAUGGCCAAAGAACUGAGCAGAUUCGACAUUUGAAUUUUACAUAAUUUUAUUAUUUAAGUUUUAUUUUGUUUUCCUAUAUAGGUUAAUUUAAAUUUAAUUAGUACAUUUUUGUACCAAUAUAAUUAAACCUUCUCUUAGUUGAGGUUUGUGUGUGCAUCUGCUUACCCCUCUCUUAGGUAAAGAAGCACAGGAUUCAGGAUCUGGUCAUUUCUUCACUUUCUGUUCAGACAUUUAUUGUAAGAUGUUGCUAAGUGACUCAGUGCAAGGCAGUAUUUUUGGAUCACUUAUCGAACUGGAUGUGAGGGGGAGUGUGUAAUUUUUUAUUGAAAGUGGACUGGAUAUAAAUAAGUAAUUCACCAUGUAUUUCAGCUAUGUUUUUAUAGCACACACUCUCAAUUAUUCAAGAUCAAACAAACAACUCUGAACAGCUGUACAUCUAGCCUCUGGAAUGUCUUUUAUUAAAUCAAUUCAAUCAAACUAAA